AGUGUUAUUAUUCGCAACCAUGGCAUCAUCUAAGACAUUGUUUAUCCUUGGAGUUUUGUUGGCCCUCGUCGCGACAACCUUCGCGCAGAAUAGAGGCCGAGGUGGCUUUGGAGGUCCGGGAGGAUUCGGUGGACCAGGAGGCAACCGCCCGGGAGGCAAUCGCCCUGGAGGUGGAUUUGGCGGUGGUAACAACGGUUUUGGCCAGGGCGGCUUUGGCCAGGGUGGUUUCGGCGGUGGCAACAACGGCUUCGGUCCGGGCGGUUUUGGCGGUGGCAACAACGGUUUUGGCCAAGGAGGAUUCGGUGGAAACCGUCCUGGUGGAUUCGGCGGUCCGGGAGGUUUCGGCGGUCCGGGUGGUUUCGGCCGCCCAGGAUUCGGUCGCUAAGAAGAAACCUGAAUUGGAUGCUAAUUAAAAUGACCGAAGUACUGUGCAACUUGAACGCAACAGGCUACCAGAAUAUUUCCUUAAAACAAUGUGUUCAAAGUUCUUGUGAUUUCAUUCCUAUCCUCUGUGUUUGUGAUUCUCCAUAAGUGUGGUUAUUUUUUGUUAUAAGCAUUUAUGUUCUUAAUUUGAUUAUACAUAAAUGUUUCGGCUAAUUUAUUAAAACAAUACAAUAUCGUACCUGAUGAAAAUAAAAUGUUACCUGUAUGUUUAUGACGUUGUUUUAUAUUUGGUGCUGAAAUUCUGACCCUCUAUAUUGUAGACGAAAAUUCUUGUAAUUUGUACCCAAUCGCGUGUUUAUUACUUUACAUUCAAAUUUAAGGGUUAGCAGCUAAGUAAGUACUAAAAUCAAAUUUAAAAAAAAUGUUGAUACUACGAUUUACGACACCAAUAAUUUGAAUAUUUUCUUGUUGCCCAAAAUCAUCAUCCGCUAUAGAAUAAGUAUAAAAAGAUCAAACUAA
Trichoplusia ni (cabbage looper) is the source of this 903-nucleotide messenger RNA. RefSeq names its product keratin, type II cytoskeletal 2 epidermal-like. Lineage: Eukaryota; Metazoa; Arthropoda; Insecta; Lepidoptera; Noctuidae. The record is from RefSeq and is a predicted model, not a curated record. Bases 20 to 385 code for a protein of 121 amino acids. The transcript has 2 exons.